AUGAAAAGAAUUGUCAUUUUGACAGGAGCCAGUGAUGGAAUCGGAAAAGCAGCUGUUCACCAUUUAGUCAAGGCAAAUUGUCAUGUAAUUUUGGCAUGUAGAUCCAAGGAAAAAGCUGAGCUUGUCAUACAACAAGUAAGAGAGAAUUAUAAGGAUGCAUCUAUGGAAUUCGCAAAACUUGAUUUGGCAGACUUGGAAAGUGUUUCUCAAUUCUCAAAGAAUUUUCUCCAAAGAAAUAUUCCACUCCAUUCUCUAAUUUGUAAUGCUGGUGUUUGGACUGAUAAUCAGAGGAAAACAACAGUACAAGGUUGGGAAUUAACGUAUGGAACUAACCACUUGGGCCACUUUGUAUUGGUCAACUUGUUGUUGAACAAGUUGAGGGAGACCUUGUCUUCUAGAGUUUUGAUUGUCAGCUCUGGACUUCAUCCAAAAGGAAAUGUCAAACAAUUAUUGAAAGAUCCAAAUUAUGAAAGUGGCAAGUUCUCUGGAAAGACUGCUUAUUGUAAUAGUAAAUUGGCAAACGUAUUGUUCGGUUAUGGUUUGGCCAAUAGAUUGGCAGAAAUGAAUGGACAAUCAUCCAAUUCGAAUGGUAAGGUGAGUGUCAUGGUAUGGGAACCUGGUGUUGUGAGAACUAGCUUAUUUGAUGAGGCAUUUGGAUUUUUGGCAUAUCCAAUUGGUGCCUUGUUUUUCCAAAAACCUGAAAAGGCCAGUGAACCAGAAGUGCAUUAUGCUAUUGAUUUUGAACAUCCUGUUGAGGGCAUGAAGUAUUUUGCCCAGUGGAAGGAAACGGAGAGUUGUACUGAUAGUUAUAACAAAACCUAUCAGGAUGAAUUGUGGAAUAUGAGUUUGGAACAAACAAGAAAGUACCUUGACAUGUAA
Molecule: messenger RNA, 879 nt
Organism: Naegleria gruberi
Lineage: Eukaryota; Heterolobosea; Eutetramitea; Acrasida; Naegleriidae
Exons: 1
Coding region: 1-879 (292 amino acids)
Source: RefSeq, a predicted model, not a curated record